GAUGGGUAUUGGAUAUUUUUCCUUACCCAUUAGACAAAGGGGUUAGUUUUCUGCGAGACAAGGAUUGGAAGAGGGUCCGAUCACUGUUGCCACCUGUAUUUAUCCCAUCUAAAAUUAGAAAGAUGACUACAAGUGUUAACAGUUGUGCAGCCAGUGUCACAAGUGAGCUGGAAAUAGCUGCAGCUACAGACAAUAUCAUCAGCCCUAAAUCAUACUUUUCCACAUAUGCCCUUCGGGUAGUUUGUACAUGCGCAUUCGGUAUCAAUCUGGACGAUGACAAGAAGAAAAGAGAGGCUUUUUACAGCAAUGUGCGAGGCAUGUUUAGCAACAAAUUCAAUGGGUGUCUUAUUCUUGGAGUGAUCAUACCACAUGCAGACAAAAUUCUCAAACUUUGCGAUGUCAGUCCUUUUCCAAAGAAAACAGUAAACUUUAUCGCUGGUGAAACAACAAAAUUGAUUGAUGAGCGACGGAAGCAUCCGGAACUGCGACGAGAUGAUUUUCUUCAGUUGUUGACUGAUGCCAGUUCAGGAACUAACGGAGACAAAAAGGAUCUUUCCACGGAGGAAGUAAAUGCCCAAGCGUUUUCCUUUAUGAUUGGUACUUACGAAACAACGGCUACAUGCCUCCAUUACGUUGCGUAUGAACUGGCGCUGAAUCAGCACAUACAGGAUACAUUGAAGAAAGAAAUUAAUUCUGUCGUUGGAGAGGCCGAGCCGACUUACGACAACCUGACUGACCUCAAGUACACUGGCUAUGUUAUCAACGAGACUCUGCGGAAGUAUCCAACCCUUGCAAGACUCAGCAGGCACUGCAGUGAGUCGACGACUAUAAAAGGGGUUCGAAUCCCUAAGGGGUCCGUAGCAGUGAUCCCUAUCUAUCAUAUACAUCAUGACCCCCGGCUAUAUACUGACCCGGAAGAGUUUCGUCCAGAAAGAUUUGAUCCUGAUAGUGAAUACAAAAUCGACCCAGUGUUGUAUUUGCCAUUCGGAGGUGGACCACGCAUGUGUAUUGGUGUUAGGUUUGCCGUGCUGGAAAUGAAACUACUUCUUGUUCACGCUAUGAGAAGGGUCCGUUUUGUAUCGUGUGCAGAAACAGAGCCCAGUCCACCACAGUUUCUAAAGAGUACACCACUUCUACACACAGUCAACCCUAUCAAGUUAAAAGUUGUCCUUGACCCACUUAAAUAGCUGGGACCUUUUCCCCGCCAAACUCUUUAUUAUUUCAUGUACCUUUUUAUCAUAUACGGUUUUAUCAUAUUGAACGCCCCUUUCUUUUAUUAAAGAAGGGAAAUAACUUUUAAAGGAAAAUCUCUGAAUUAUACAAAAAAAUACCAGUUUAGUUUGUAUCAUUUUUGUUCGUGUCUAUUGUGAUCCUUAUGGCACUAUCGCUUUGGAGAUAGCAUUGAUAUUCUGUGCAACAAAUGGAAAAUGAGCAUUUGUAAACGAAAUCAAGGUUAAAUGAAUAUCAAUAGAAAUACAAUGAAUUUCCUACAGUAUAUAGCACUGGUCUAUUUUGCAAGGUUUGAACAUUAAUUUGUUGAAUCUCCACUAUAUAAUUAAACGAAGUCUAAUUCAGAUUGAUAGGAUCAUAUCUAUAGCGUUCGGAACAUGACGUCAUUACUUUUGUGAUGUUAUAAUCAUUCUACUGAAGAUUUCUGACAAAUGCAGGCUAUUGGCUAUUACAUUAAUUGGAAUACUAUAUCAAGUUUGACCAACAAAAACAGCAGCGUAUCAAAUCGUGACAGAGUUUUAAAAGUUACAUGUUAAACAUAUUAAAUGUAAUUCUUCUUAUACACUAAAACCCCGUCUGAGAGACAUUUAACGGGAGUGUUAAGAAAAUAAGGUAAAAUGGGAUAUAACAUACAUUGAUGUUUAUUGCAGUAGUGACUGAAGUAAGAGAUUUUAUAUUGUCGUGAACUGUGGUUCCACAAAUCUGAUCAAUUUAUUAGCGUGAAUUAUCAGACAUUUUGAAUCAGGGAAACCAAUCAAUUUCUCAUUUAUUACAGUGUACGUCUAAUGAAUGGUUCUGGUCGACCUAUAGUUACAACACAGACAAUCAUAGUCAAAGAUUGAAUAAACGUCAUCUCAUGACCAUAUCUAGCUGGUUUGUCAGUUGAAUUAUUGUUUUGACAAUUUCUGUAUUCCUAACUGAUACACAAAAUCAAUAUUCCACAGACGACAGCAGAUGAUAUCUGUUUUUGAAAUUGUGCAAACAUUUCAAUUUGAACACUUAUUUAAUUUUAGAAUGCUGGAAAUCUUAAUUUCUUAGUGUUGUUUGACGCCCAAACGUGUCAAUAUUCAAGUCGUUUUUAUACUUGGAAGGUUGCUUCUGAUGUCUAUGGACAAAAUACAAGCCAAGUAUUUGCUAUAUUUGAGUGAUCAGUUGUGAGACUGAGUGGAAAGUUUUGUUCGUAGAGGGUUCAGUGGGGUCCCCAUCAGAACAGGACAGUGUUAUUCAGCCUACGUCAAAAUAUCAAUGUCACGCAAAGCCAGAAAUGGAAAGAGACGAAACAGUGUGUCAACAUAAAUACCGUCAUGUAUACUCAAUAUCAUUUUCACAUAUGUAAAUAGAAAUUUUAGCGACGGUGUUGAAUUCGUAGCCCGUACCAUAACCAUAAGAACGAACUUGUAUAUUGCGUCAUCAACAGAUGACGCCACAUUUUUAUUCUUGAUUUGAUGCAUUUUAAUAACUUUUUUUAUUUAAAAUUACUGUUU
Messenger RNA from Mizuhopecten yessoensis (Yesso scallop), 2714 nucleotides. Its product is annotated as cytochrome P450 3A19-like. The transcript has 11 exons. Bases 123 to 1187 code for a protein of 354 amino acids. Gene Ontology annotation, molecular function: steroid hydroxylase activity; oxidoreductase activity, acting on paired donors, with incorporation or reduction of molecular oxygen; iron ion binding. NCBI's taxonomy places the organism in Eukaryota, Metazoa, Mollusca, Bivalvia, Pectinida, Pectinidae. The record is from RefSeq and is a predicted model, not a curated record.